AGUGAAAUAAACUGUAAAAAACAAAAAUAAAAAGGGCCUCCCAUCCCAUCGCUUACUUCUUCUUCUCCUCCUUCAUUCUCUCUCUCGCGGAGAGAGAGAUCUUUCCUUGCAAGUUCACUUGCGUUGCGUGUGUGUGUCCCUUGGAAAUUGAAAACCCUAUCUAGCUCUCUCAUUCUUUUUAGUUUGUCGAAAGCCUCUUCUUCUCUUCUAAUCGUCGAUCAUGGAGAGAUCCGAUUCCAGGGAUUUAUACAACUUUGCUCGCGCUUCCUCAGCAGAUCAGAAUAGUUCGGUCUUUGACGCGUCUCAGUAUGAUUUCUUUGGGAAAAAUCUUGACGAAAUGUCACUGGGAGGUUUAGACGACGAUGAAGUGAUCGCUCCUGUUCUUGGACAUCCUGGUGCUGAUGCUGAUGAUGAGUAUCACUUGUUUGAUAAAGCAGAGGCUGGAGGUUUUGGAUCAUUAUCUGACAUGGAUGAUCUUGCCACUACUUUUGCAAAGCUAAACAGAGUUGUUACCGGACCUAAACACCCUGGAGUUAUUGGUGACAGAGGUUCAGGAUCCUUUUCAAGAGAGAGUUCUUCUGCUACCGAUUGGACACACGAUGCAGAGCUCACAAGCUGGUUGGACGAACGAGAUCAAGAGGCUAAUAGAUGGUCCUCACAGUCACAAUCAUCUGCUCAACCUUUGUACAGAACAUCCUCCUAUCCUCAGCGUCCACCGCAGCUACAACACCACAAUAGUGAACCAAUAAUUUUACCAGAAUCAGCUUUCACUUCCUUUCCUCCGCCUGGUAGCAGAUCUCAGCAGACUUCACUUGGAAAUCUCCAACGUGCUCCUUCUCUUCCUGGUGGUUCUCAGUUCAAUUUCACUGCACCUUCCCCGCUGUCAAGUUCUCAUCUUUCAGGAUUGCCGCAGUGGCCUCAGUACAGUGGUAAUUUGACUAGACAUGCCUCGUGUGGCCCCACGCUUGGUAACAUGGCGCAACCUCAUUGGUUCACUGAUCCUGGUCUUCUGCAACAACAGCACCAACAGUUGCCUCCUCGGAAUGAUCUUUUGGCACAGCACAUGAUGGCCCUCCAGCAGAGACAAUCGUAUGCUCAACUUGCGGCGAUACAGUCCCAACUGUAUAGUUCCUAUCCUUCACCAUCAUCACGUAAAGUCCCUUUCGGUGUUGGUGACGUUAGGGAACAACACAAACACAAGUCAUCAUCUCACAGAAGUCGAAAGAACAAAGGCAUCUCCCAACAGGCAUCAUCGGACGCAGCUAGUCAGAAGAGUGAAAGUGGAUUGCAGUUUAGAUCAAAAUACAUGACUUCUGAAGAAAUAGAGAGUAUACUCAAGAUGAAGCACUCUAAUUCGCACAGCAAUGAUCCUUACGUCAAUGACUAUUACCACCAAGCUCGCCUUGCCAAGAAGUCUAGAGCAACAAUCUCACACUUCUACCCUUCUCAGCUGAAGGAUCACCAGCCUCGGUCUCGUAAUAGUUCUGAACAGCAUCAACAAGUUCAUGUAGAUGCUCUUGGAAAGAUUACACUUCCUUAUAUUCGCAGGCCACGUGCGUUGCUAGAAGUUGACUCUUCCCCUGGCUCUGCUGAUCAGAAAGGCUCAGGAAAACAUUUGGAGCAGGAACCUCUUGUGGCAGCUAGGGUUACAAUUGAAGAUGCCCUUGGAGUUCUUAUUGACAUAGUUGACAUUGACAGGCAUCUCCAGUCCACAAGGCCUCAGGAAGGAGGUGCUCUUGUCAAGAGAAAGCGGCAGAUUCUCCUAGAGGGAUUAGCCACAGCACUCCAACUUGCUGAUCCGUUCAGCAAAACCAAUCAGACUGCUAAGGAUGAUGUUGUCUUUCUCCGUAUAGCGACUCUUCCGAAGGGCAGGAAAAUGCUUACAAAGUACAUACAGCUUCUGGUUCCUGGCACUGAGAUUGCUCGAGUUGUCUGCAUGGCUAUAUUCCGCCACUUGAGAUUUUUAUUCGGCGGCUUGCCUUCAGAUGGUUUAGCAGCAGAGACAGUUGUGAGUCUUGCCAAAGCAGUCACGGUCUGCGUCCAAGCCAUGGACCUCCGAGCGCUGAGCGCUUGCCUUGCAGCUGUAGUGUGUUCCUCAGAGCAGCCGCCUCUGCGUCCUAUUGGAAGCUCUGCUGGAGAUGGUGCUUCAGUUGUUUUGAUAUCUCUUCUCGAGAGAGCUGCUGAGGUUGUGGUGGUGGUUCCUCCUCGAGUCAAUCAUGAUGGUCUGUGGAGAGCGUCAUUUGAUGAGUUCUUCAACCUUCUUACCAAAUACUGCAGGAGCAAGUAUGAGACGAUCCGCAGCCAGAACCAAGGGAGUGCAGCUGAUGUUUUGGAGGUGGCGAUAAAGAGGGAAAUGCCUGCUGAGCUUUUACGAGCGAGCAUCCGUCACACCAGUGACGACCAGAGGAACUAUUUGUUGAACUUUGGCCGUAAACCGUCGGCUAUUAUUAGUGAGUCGGCGUCGCAUGCAAGGGGUGGGCAGAUCAACUCUGAAUCUGUGAGGGGUUUAUCAAAAAGAGAGAGAGAAGUGAUAACUCUGAAUCUGUGAGGGGUGUAUGUGUGGACUCAGGAGCCAAACUUGUAAGUAACCUGGUGGUGUAGGAAUCUUUUCACAAGGGUUUCUUUUACUUUGAACUCUUUUCUUAUUAUAAUGGUGGACAAAUGCAAACACUGCGUGGUUGUGUAUUAAUGAUAAUGGGAAAGAAUGUGAAAGAUGGUGUAGGUUAUGGGAAGACGAUAUGUCUUCUCCUAGGGGAGCCAUAUUUUGAUGCU
Molecule: messenger RNA, 2772 nt
Organism: Brassica napus (rape)
Lineage: Eukaryota; Viridiplantae; Streptophyta; Magnoliopsida; Brassicales; Brassicaceae
Product: protein PAT1 homolog 1-like
Exons: 5
Coding region: 221-2548 (775 amino acids)
Biological process (GO): P-body assembly; deadenylation-dependent decapping of nuclear-transcribed mRNA
Cellular component (GO): P-body
Molecular function (GO): RNA binding
Source: RefSeq, a predicted model, not a curated record